ACAUUCUGCUUUUUAUUUUGUUUAUAGGGUUUGUGAUAGGCGACAAUAAUGCCACCAAAGAAAAGGAAACUGGCAUUGCCAGCAAAGGUUGGCAAGAUACGCCAAUACUUGACAGAUAAUUUUAGCAUCUUCCCUGAAGAACUGAAGAAUUUCAAGAAUGGCCAUGUACUUCUUCAGUACAUCAUAAAUGACAGCUCUAGGACAAUGACUAUAAAGGCAGUGAUGAAAAAACUUCCAUCAUGUGUCAUUAAUCUCAGCCAGCUUCAAUCUCUUCUGACCCAAGCAAAGAAGUUCAAGAAUUUAAGGCGUGAUUCUGAAAUGGAGAAAUACGCAUCCCUUUGCAACCAAUUGUUCAAUCCUGUCAAUGAAGAUCCUGAGCCAGAGACCUCCAAGCUAGAACAUUUUGACAGUCCAAAGGAGGUUCAGCCUCAGCCUGGAACAUCACAACAGCUUGACCCCCAGCCUGGAACAUCACAACAGCUUGAUCCCCAGCCUGGAACAUCACAACAGCUUGACCCCCAGCCUGGAACAUCACAACAGCUUGACCCCCAGCCUGGAACAUCACAACAGCUUGACCCCCAGCCUGGAACAUCACAACAGCUUGACCCCCAGCCUGGAACUUCAGCACAGCUUGAGCCCCGCCCCCAGCCUGGAACUUCAGAACAGUCUAUUGAUCCCCAGCUGCCAAAGACACCAAGAUCAUCUUCGUCUAAUCGCUCCUCUCCACGUCAAGGGCUUCUUACUCCCAGGAAAUUGAAGCUGAAAAAAAGAUUGGAGUAUCUUUCCCAGACAAGGAGUACCAUGAAGCUUAAGUACAAAAAUAAGAUUGCAAAAUUGCGACAUGAAAUCAACUACCAAAGUCUGCAUAAAGUAAAAUAUCUAAACCAGGUAAUAACCCGCAAAGACCUUUCACUAAAAAAGAAGGACAACAAAAUAAAACGCCUCAGAGUACAGUUUUCAAAGACGGUGUUGGCAAAGGAGCUGGCUGAAACAAAGAAAAAACUAAAAAAUUCAAGGCGAAACAACAAACGACUACAAAAUGUGAACAAGAAGAGAUGCUCCUCUGAAGCUACUGAUGAUGUCGAAUUCCAGAAACUGCAGGAUGAAGUCAAUGUGAAAACUUCAACUAUAAUAGCCUUGGAGAAUGAAAACCUUUGUUUACAAGAGACAGUCGAGUCAUUGCAGCUUGGGGAAAGUAAAUUACAGAAGGAAGGCAAAGUGUAUUCCCCAGAAAUGAGGAUGUUGGUGUAUGAUGCAGUAGUUAAUCAUGUUCCAACAAAAAACGUACCAACUCUGAUUCAACAGUUUGCGAGACGGUCUGGAGUUAUUCUUGACAAAGUUCCACACCGAAACACUGUAGAGAUGAUGACCAGGGAGUUAGGAGUCAUUUCUGAUUUUCAAGCUGCUGAAAUUCUUCUUCAAAAUCAAAAUAUCACUCUUGGUUUUGAUGCAACGACUCAAGAAGGUGUCCACGUCAAUAGUGUUCAUAUCACUACCCAGACAACCUGCCACAUACUUGAUAUUGACCAAUUGGCUGGUGGUACAUCAGAGGAUUACGCACUACACAUCGAAGCAAGUAUUCAACGCAUCAACGAUGUUUACUGCCAGUUCUACUCAACCAACUUCUCAGAAAAUCAGAAAAAAAUACUAAAUAACAUAUCAAAUACUAUGUCUGACAGAGCUGUAGUUAACCAUGCUACAAUACAACGACUUGAACUGUCCUGGAGAAAAUCCCUUAACGAGCUCAACUGUCACCUCCAUCCCUUAGAUACCAUCGCCAGUAAGACAAGAUCAACGCUAAAAAUUAUGGAGCCUGCUGAUGUUGGUAAAAAGUUAUGGGGGACUGAAUCCUUGAGUCACCAACUUGUUCUCGCAGUCAACAAACUACGUUAUAAAGACGGUCGCGGGGACCCAAAAGGUUUUAAAACCUACUUGGAUAAUGCUGGACUUCCAAGAGGACUCAUUCCAAGAUACAGGGGUAACCGCCUCCACAUAAUGUUUCACAUCUGUGGCAAACUUCAUUCACAUCGUGAUUUUUUUCUGAAGAUGUUUGAAGAAGGAACUGUUACUUGCGGUGGUCUUCUGGGGGGGAUAAGGCAAGAUUUCUUGAAUCCUUGUUCCCAAGUUGAAAUUCAAAUUCUGGGGCUGAUCGGAAAAUUACUCUCAGGACCAUGGAUGGCCACGUUUUACACAUCCAGUGAGUCUCCAAUCAGUCACAUCGAUGGCAUCACCAUUGUCAAGGAAGUUGUUGCUCUUAUGAAGAAGUUUUCCCUCACCCCACUUGACACGCUGUCCACUACAACAGAUUUCUUCGGCAAUGAACUCAAGUCUACUGAUGAAACUCUCGGCAAACUCCAACAGAAGCCAGCAGAUGAUCCAUUAUUUGAGACAAUGAUGGGGGCCUGUCUCUCUGCAAGUGUUAGUGUACUAGAAAAACAAUAUGAGCGGUACUUCGGCACCGACUUGACCGACAAAUUAAGAACAGAAACUGAGUCUGCAAGAUGCCACAACAUAGAUGCCGAGGAAAUAAUGGGGAUGUUUAGUGCCUCUAAAGAACGUGCCCCCAAUGCAACGAUGUGUUAUUUGUCGUCAAGGAUCCGGGCGCAGAAGAAUAAGGUGGUUGAUUUUCUCGACAAUCUGGAAGAAGAAAAGAGAGCAAAGCUGAUUGAGGUGGCAAUAACAUUAGGAAGAAAGCACAGACAAGAGAGACGGAAGAAAAGUAGAGAAAUCCAAGCAGAGAUUCGUAAACGGCUGGCUAAUAAACUCCAGAAACAGAAAACAAAAGACAGGCAGAAGCUGGAUCGAUUACUCAGAUCCUGUGACACAGGGUCACUGGAUUUAAGCAAACAAAAUGAAUUUGGGGAUUUGGGAGAAGACAGACUUCAAACCGUUAAGGACAUCAUUGCUGGGAAGAUUGUGGGUCACAAACUUUCACACAUUUGGUAUGAUGAAGACACUCAGGAGAAAACCGUGUACUUCGGGAAGGUAGAAAAAUUGUUGAAGAGAAAUGGGGGAACUUACCGGAUCGGGUACUGGAAAGAGGAUCAGCUGUAUGACGAUGAUGCAGAAGACUUUGACCUUUCGAAAUACACACUGGCAGUUGACUUCAUCUGUGAAGACUUGAUACUUUCAUAAAGAUACAUGUACAUGUUACUCAAUUGUAAG
This is a messenger RNA of Asterias rubens (European starfish), 3165 nucleotides long. RefSeq lists its product as uncharacterized. Gene Ontology annotation, biological process: response to axon injury; negative regulation of MyD88-independent toll-like receptor signaling pathway. Gene Ontology annotation, molecular function: NAD+ nucleosidase activity; signaling adaptor activity. The record is from RefSeq and is a predicted model, not a curated record. Lineage: Eukaryota; Metazoa; Echinodermata; Asteroidea; Forcipulatida; Asteriidae. Gene Ontology annotation, cellular component: dendrite. The transcript is spliced from 2 exons. Bases 49 to 3135 code for a protein of 1028 amino acids.